AUGCAUCCUCCGGCGCCGGUGAACUCCACCGGUGAAACUCCCGGAAACACUAUCGAUCCUUCACUCAUCAGAACUUAUCGUGCUUGGAAAGGCAAUAACGUAUUUUUUCUUGGAGGAAGGUUAAUAUUUGGACCCGAUGUGAAAUCUAUAAUUACAACACUGUUUCUCGUCGUUGCUCCUGUUGCUGUUUUCUGUGCUUUUGUAGCAAGAAAAUUGAUGAAUGAUUUUCCUCAUCACUAUGGAUAUUCAAUAUUGAUUCUAGUUAUUCUUCACACAAUCUUUGUUCUGAUUGCGCUUGUACUGACCUCAGGAAGAGAUCCGGGCAUAGUGCCUCGUAAUUCUUAUCCUCCAGUGCCGGAAGAUUAUGAUGGAAGUGUUAGUAUCAACAGUGUCGGUGAGCCUAAUCUACCGGCGCAUUUACCACGAUUCAAGGAAGUGAUUAUCAAUGGAACAACUGUUAAAGUGAAAUAUUGUGAUACUUGUAUGCUGUAUAGACCUCCGCGAUGUUCUCAUUGUUCGGUAUGUGAUAAUUGUGUGGAGCGGUUUGAUCAUCAUUGCCCGUGGGUGGGUCAGUGUAUUGGACUGAGAAAUUAUCGAUUCUACUACAUGUUUGUUUUCUCUGCAACGCUUCUUUGCUUAUAUGUUCAUGGAUUUUGCUGGGUCUACAUCAAGAGGAUCCAGGACUCAGAGGACAUAUCAAUUUGGAAAGCAAUGAUCAAAACCCCUGCUUCCAUUGCGCUAAUAAUAUACUCUUUCAUUGCUGUCUGGUUCGUUGGAGGGCUCACUGUUUUUCAUGCAUAUCUAAUCAGCACAAACCAGUCUACUUAUGAGAAUUUUAGAUACCGGUAUGAUCGACAAGUCAACCCUUACAACAAAGGUGUAAUUGAGAACUUCAAAGAAGUCUUCUUCUCUUCCAUUCCACCAUCCAAAAACAAUUUCAGGUCUAAAGUUCCAGUUCCUAAAGAACUGUCGGAAUCAUCAAGAAGAAAUGGUGUUGAUACCGUUAUGAUUCCAGCUUACAAUGAGGUUGAUGAUAUGGAAAAACAUUACAAAGAUGAGGAAUAUGGAAAGGGUGGUGAUUUAAGUGAAACAUCUGUGGAUUUAAGCAGGAUGCUUCACACCGAAAGAGGGCAGAGAGAAGUUGCUUCCUUUCUAAAGCACUCGUUGUGGGAACGAAGUAGCAAAAAGUGGGAAGUAAAUCCUGAAAUUCUCGACGAUAUACACGAUACGGAAUCAAAUCGGAUCACUGGUGAUAGUAGUAAUGAGACUGGUGACAACUCAGCAAAAACAUCUACACUUGCAGAAAAACUCAGAGAAGAAAAUUAA
This is a messenger RNA of Vicia faba (fava bean), 1326 nucleotides long. NCBI's taxonomy places the organism in Eukaryota, Viridiplantae, Streptophyta, Magnoliopsida, Fabales, Fabaceae. The record is from the annotation of a GenBank genome assembly.